This is a messenger RNA of Ostreobium quekettii, 1836 nucleotides long. The record is from the annotation of a GenBank genome assembly. Lineage: Eukaryota; Viridiplantae; Chlorophyta; Ulvophyceae; Bryopsidales; Ostreobiaceae.
AUGGACGACGACAGCGACAUUGGGGAAGAGCCCACCACGGAGGAAGAUUCGGACAGAGACGAUGACAGCUCUGACUCGGAGAUGGGGUUCGUUGGCGGCGCCAGGCCGGCGCGGGCGCGCACGGCCCACGAGGAGGAGAAGGAGAUGGAGGCGGAAAUCAGGGCACAGCUUGAGGAUAAGUUGAAAACAGGAUGGGCAUCAGGUGUGUUCUGCUUCCUUUGCCGAGGAGGGAAUAAGAGAAAGCGGGUUGAUGACCUGAAGGCGUUAAUACAGCAUGCUGAAAAUUUUGGCGAGACUGCAAAGGCCAUGAAGCAGCAUAAGUGUUUGGGGCAGCUAUUGAGGGAGGAAUUUCAAAGAAAUGGCCGAUCGGUGGACCUUCCAGAUGGGACUGCAGUUGCUGAACGUGUCAGGGAUGGCACUGGGAUGGCUUCAAGGCUCGAUGAGCACCACGAUGAGAAUAUGGGGGACACUGUGGAUCCGUACAUCUUGAUUGUGUCAAAUAUACAAGAGAAUGAUGUGCAGCCUCAUACUCUGGGCACACUCUCAGAGAAGUUCAAGGACAUGCUCUUUGGACUGGGAUUUGAGCAUCCCAUCUACAACUUUGCUGUCUUUGUUGACAGGGACAGCAACCAGCUGAUUACUGAUCAUGGCACAGCAGUGGCAUUUGCAGUCCUGACAGAUCGGAGACAUCGGGAGGAAGCAGAUGUCCUUUUCAGGAACCAGCAGCGCGGACGGAUACAUUGGGAAGAGGCCAAGUGUGGUCCGCGGGGGAACAUAUGGUAUGUUUAUGAGGCCACUGUCUCUGACAUGGAGGCAUUGGAUCCCUUCAGGCAUAAUGUGCCCUGGAAGAAAGUGGCGUAUCAUGCCUCUGUGUAUGGCCCUGAACAGCAGAUACGGAGAAGGGAUCAGGAGCAAAGUGAAAACCUGUACCAAAUGGAGAGAAGGGCCAGAUUGAAAGAGAAGACGGUGGCAACAAUGAUGGAAGUGCUGGAUGAGAACCGACGGCGGGCAGAAGAAAUGCAAUUGGAGCUUGAAGACCAAUUAAAAACGAAUGAGCAGCUGUUUAACAAGUCGCAGAGUUCAACGGAGAACGAACACAAGAAGAUGCAUAAACUGAUGGAGGAUCUGGGGAGAAUGGAACUUGAAAUAGAGAGGGCGGUGAUGCGAACCUCCCAGACAAAGCAAAUGACACAGGAGACAUUGUCACAGUUGGUACAGCAGCAAAAGGAGCUGAAGAAACUGAGAGGGGAGAAGGAGGAAAUGGGAAAGCUCUGUGACAUGUAUGGAGAGAAGAUCAAGGCUAACGCGCUGUUCAAGAGGGAUAUAGAAGCAAAGCGCAAGGAGCUGGCUCACGAUGCCAAAGAGAGUCAGAGAAAGGUCCAGAAGGCAAUCGAAAAGAACAGGGAAUACAGUGAACAGACUGCCAAGGCGCGGAAGGCAUUGAAGCAGCUGGAAAAGGAAGCUGAGAACCCUGAAGCCAUCGAGCCUGGAUCGCUUGCUGCCCAGGCGCGAUUGCAGGAAGAUGAGAAUACAUUCAAGAGCAUGGGAAUCAUCUUGAACUUGAAGGAGAAAGACGGCCUGGAGAGGUUCCGUUCUUGUCGUUGGUGCAAAAAGGAGUUUGGCGACCCACCACCGUACUCCAUGAUCAGUGAUCCAAGAUUUGAGCAGAUGCGUCUGAGGUGCCGCGCCCUGCUGGUCCCUUGCAACCACGUCCAGUUCUGCUGGGAGUGUGCCAACGCGUUCUGGACGACUCCCGGCUUCGGGAAAAAGUGUGCGGACUGCGCUGAAACCCUGACGCAUGAACCGGCGAUCUGUCGAUUUCUUUUUGAUGCUUGA